AUGGCUGAUACAACAUCGGAUAGCGUAUGUCCCACACUGCGCGACGAGGAGAAGACAAGCGACCGGGAUGAAAAGCCCAAUGAUGACGCAGCAUCAACUUCAACACCAAGCGAAACCCCCAAUGAGGAAACAGAACAACCUCCAGACGGCGGUCUUCAAGCCUGGCUUCAAGUCGUAACAGGCCAUCUCGUAGCCUUCAACUCAUGGGGCUACCUAAUCUCCUUCGGCAUCUUCCAACCACACUACGAAGCCGAAUUCUCUCUCCCACCGUCCACAAUCUCCUGGAUAGGCAGCUUGGAAGUCUGUCUCAUCUUCCUCAUAGGGACAUUCUCCGGGCGGGCCUUUGACGCAGGGUAUUUCCGCCAUGCCCUAGCUGCAGGUCUGUUUCUUCAGAUCCUGGGUGUCUUCAUGACUAGCAUCGCAUCGAAGUACUGGCAGGUUCUCCUCGCGCAGGGGAUAUGUCAGGGUUUAGGAAAUGGAAUCAUUUUUGCGCCGACUAUAGCUAAUAUCUCGACGUAUUUUACGAGCAAGAAGACGAUUGCUAUUUCGGCGGGGGCGUGUGGUGCUGCGACUGGUGGUAUGGUGUUUCCGCUUAUUGCGCAGCAGCUUUUACCCAAGAUUGGAUUCCGCUGGACGGUGAGAGUCAUGGGAUUAGUGGUCACUGUUGCGUCAGGGAUCAUAUUACUUCUUGCGAGAACAAGACUUAAAGCGAGAAAAGCUGGACCGCUCGUUGAAUGGGCAGCGUUCAAAGAGCCUGCAUACGUAUUAUUCGCCGUGGCCAUGUUUUUCACUCUGUGGCCAACUUGGAUAUCAUACAACUAUGUAAGUCCUCACCUCUCUACUCAUGAGAUGUAA
Fusarium coffeatum is the source of this 855-nucleotide messenger RNA. RefSeq lists its product as uncharacterized. The record is from RefSeq and is a predicted model, not a curated record. Bases 1 to 855 code for a protein of 284 amino acids. Gene Ontology annotation, cellular component: fungal-type vacuole membrane. The transcript has a single exon. Lineage: Eukaryota; Fungi; Ascomycota; Sordariomycetes; Hypocreales; Nectriaceae. Gene Ontology annotation, molecular function: transmembrane transporter activity. Gene Ontology annotation, biological process: transmembrane transport.